UCUAAUGCGAUUUACUGAUAUAUUGAAAAGCGCGAGUGGAAACGGCCGAGUGGGUGCCUCUUUUCUCUGUUCCCCGAAUUUGAAACGAGCAAGGGGGAACCAUUUGGGGUUCAAUUAAUCAAUUAGGGUUUAAUCCCAUGGCUUCCGAUCAAGAUUCACCCAUGGAACUAACGGAUCCUCCAUCCUCGCCCAAAAAUAAGUACAAGGAUCCAGAUGAUGGCCGCCAGCGGUUCUUGCUUGAGCUCGAAUUUGUUCAGUGCCUUGCUAAUCCGACUUAUAUCCAUUAUUUGGCUCAAAACCGGUAUUUUGAAGAUGAAGCAUUUAUUGGAUAUCUGAAAUAUCUUCAAUAUUGGCAAAGGCCUGAGUACAUAAAGUUUAUUAUGUAUCCUCAUUGUCUCUUCUUUCUUGAGCUUCUCCAAAAUCCAAAUUUCCGGAAUGCAAUGGCACAUCCUGCAAACAAGGAAUUGGCGCAUAGGCAGCAAUUUUACUUUUGGAAGAAUUAUAGAAACAACCGAUUGAAGCACAUACUACCAAAGCCACUUCCUGAACCUGCAAAUGCACCCUCAGCUUCUGUGGCUCCUCCAGCUUUGCCACCUACGACUAUUACAGCUGCUGCCACCACUGCUCCUCCUGUGCCUUCUCCAGCUGCAGCUCAAGCUCCCUCCCCAAUGCCGUAUGGCAUUGGCCCUGGAUCUACUUUCGUAAAGAAUGACCCAAGAAAUAGCGGGAUUGAUAGAAGAAAGAGAAACAGGAAAGACGGGUGAUUCCAACAUCGCCCUGCAACUUCGUAGCGGUCUUAAUACAAUAGUGAGGGCCUUUUCCUAGGUUUUAAUGUAUGUACAAGUUUGAUGAAAGAGCAUUGACAAAACUGUAUUUGGAAUUUUGGACAAAAAGGAAAAAGAAAGAAAACUCUAGUAGUUCUGUAGAUAGCAUUAUGUAAUUUUUUUUUUUCUUUUUUUGCAUUUUAGCUUUUGAUUUUUCUAGUCUCCACUCUCCAUGUCAAGCCUUGAGCAGAAUUUGCUAUCCAGUGGCCGGUAUAUCUUCAUGCUUAUUAGGGGUGGAAUGAAACUUGUUUAGUUGGACGAGAGGAAGUUCUGUCUACUAAUACGUCUAGCUUGUAUGAACCCAUUCAUCAGCUUCUCAAGAGUACUUGUCUUCUGAA
Messenger RNA from Sesamum indicum (sesame), 1162 nucleotides. The record is from RefSeq and is a predicted model, not a curated record. NCBI's taxonomy places the organism in Eukaryota, Viridiplantae, Streptophyta, Magnoliopsida, Lamiales, Pedaliaceae.